GCCGCGCGUACUGUGCGUAGUGUAAAGACUUGUUAUGUCUACGUAGAGUCAACAGAAAUCCAAGUAAAGUUGAGCGGGAAUAAUCGGCCGGCGAACGGCAAGCGCGCUGGGGGUCUAUUGCCCGUCCGUGUAGCACUUUUUAUACGAAAACCGCGAUGUGCCAAAUAAAAACUGGUAAACAGUGAAUUGGUGCGAAAACUCGAUUUGUAACUCGAUAAAGCAACGAACACAACGAUGGCCGCGAAAAUUGAUUUCAGCAGUGUUAUAUUUUUGUGCAUAUUAUAUUGUGUCACCAGUUUCAACUUGGAACCGCGGAUUCCUGUGAUAAAGUUCGGCGAGCCAGGGUCUUAUUUUGGAUUUUCUGUAGCUGAACACCUUACUGUUGGAAGUAACGGGGAAAAUAUUAGUUGGUUGCUUGUUGGCGCACCCCUUGGUCAAAACUUACAACCUAAUACGUCGAAAUCCGGAGCGCUGUGGAAAUGUCGUGUCAGCCCUUCCCCAGAAGACUGCGAGCAAAUCGUCACCGAUGGAAAAAGAACGAAGUACGGCAAGAUAAACACGAGUAUUGAUUCUGCCCAUCUGACUGGGCCCCAUUCUGAUGAAAUCAAGAACGGACAGUGGCUAGGAGUUUCUGUUCGGAGCCAAGGUGCUGGAAAGAAAGCUGUUGUAUGUGCACACAGAUAUAUCCGGAAAUCUGGGGAGUCACAGUUUGGACAAGGGCUUUGUUACACACUGUUUAAUGACCUCCAACUGGCUGACGUAUGGGAGCCAUGCCGAGGUCGUUCUGUGCAAAGAGAACACGAGGAAUUUGGAUUUUGUCAAGUCGGUACAAGCAGUUCACUCCUUGAAGAUGACACGUUAGUUUUAGGAAGCCCUGGACCGUAUACAUGGAGAGGGACUAUAUUUACCCAGGAUACAAAUGAUGAUCUAUUAGAGCGAGAUCAUGUUGUUUAUAUGGCUCCAGUUGAAGACGGUGCUAGCCCAGUUGAAAAGUAUAGUUAUCUCGGAAUGUCAGUAUCCGGAGCAAGUUUUUUUGGAUCCGAACCCUCGUACGCAGCAGGAGCACCUCGAGCGCAUGGCACGGGGCAAGUUGUGCUAUUCAGCAAACGAGUCAUCGCCGAUUGGACUCGAACUGACGUUGACAUCCUUAACUUUACACUCAUUCUCAAUGGUGAACAAUUUGGAUCCAGUUUUGGAUACGAAGUUGCGGCGGCUGACGUCAAUGGCGACGGGUUACCAGAUCUUUUGGUUGGUGCACCUUUUUACUUCUCGAAAGAUGUCGGUGGCGCUGUUUAUUUAUAUCUGAAUAAGAACCACAAUUUACCUCAAAAUUAUAGUAUAAGGUUGACUGGCAAGCCUGAAUCACAGUUUGGUAUCGCAAUUGCAAAUACGGGCGAUUUAAACAAAGAUGGUUGUGAAGAUGUGGCAAUCGGAAGUCCUUACGAAGACAAUGGUGUAGUAUAUAUACACAUGGGUGAUAGAAAGAAUGGUCUUAAAACGAAGCCUGAUCAAAUUAUAAAAGCCGAGUCUUUGCCAAGAGUCAUUAGAACAUUUGGCUAUUCUCUUUCUGGUGGAAUGGAUCUUGACGAUAACGGUUAUCCAGAUUUACUCGUCGGCGCUUAUGAAAACAGUAGCGUCGCACUUAUUCGAACGAAACCAAUAAUCGACAUAAAAACGUCCAUUCGUCUAUCUGAUGGUACUAUUAACAUUGAUCCAACGAAACCAGGAUGUCAGACAGAUCCCACUUCAAUAUAUACUUGCUUCCAUUUUCAAGCUUGUUGUGUUAUCGAAUCUGUUGUAGCAUCUGCCCAAAGUAACAGUCAUGAAAUCAAUUACAUAAUUGAAGCCGAAACAUUUCCUGGUGGGAGAAAAUACUCUAGAGUGUUCUUUGAUUCGGAAAAAUCUAAUAUAGUCAAUAAAAAAAUUCAUCUCCGCAAAAAUGUCGAAGAUUGUAGAGAGCACACUGUUUAUUUGAAGAAUAAUACCAGGGACAUACAAACGCCUAUUAAAUUCCAAGUGACCUACAAAAUUGUGCAAGUUCAGCCACAGUAUUCCACAACAGGCGAAUUGCCCAGGAUAGACGACUAUCCAGUGUUGAAUGCUACCGCAAGAACUGCAUUUAGCGCAAACUUUUUGAACGACUGUGGUCUUGACGGUGUCUGCGUCAGCGAUUUAAUUGUUCAACCAGUUUUACAGCUAGAGAAAACCAAAGAUGAUAAAGCAUACGUGUUGACUUUGGGUCAAGAAGAGGAAAUAAAACUCUCAAUAUCAGUGGAUAACCAUGGAGAAUCGGCAUAUGAGGCGCAACUAUUUGUACAACAUCACGCUAGUCUACAUUAUAUUGCUGCGAACAGUACAGGUAAGCACAUGAUCUGCACCAGUGUGAACAAAACAACAGUAUCCUGUCUCCUAGAGAAUCCAUUCAAGCGACAAUUAGCCGGCAGCCCUCCAGUUACGUUGCGGUUUGACGCUAGGGCAUUGGAAGAUAACGAACCAUCAGUUAUUUUCACUGUUUGGGCGAAUUCCACUUCAAAAGAAAAACAUCCAGGAAAGAAACCUGUACAAGUAGAAGCCCUGGUGAUAAAAAAUGCUGAACUAUUGAUCAAAGGUGCCGCACGACCCGAGCAAGUAUUCUAUGGAGGUGAAGUGAAGGGGGAAUCUGCCAUGAAUCACUUCGAUGAUAUUGGAACUCGAGUAAUACAUACGUAUCAGGUAUUUAACGAGGGGCCGUGGCGAGUAUCGUCAGUGCAGGUGCUGAUAGCCUGGCCUCAUCAGGUAGCAUCCGAAAAUUCUCAAGGGAAAUGGUUACUAUACCCAGAAGAUGUACCUACAGUCGACGGUGAAGCAGAUCAAAGAAAUGGAGAAUGUUUUAUAUCUGAGAGCGAAAUCAACCCACUUAAAUUAACAACGCGAGCAGGUUCUUCAGAGCCUUAUCUUGAAAAUCUUGAGAUUGAUCCAUUCUUAAGUACUGGAAAACUCAGUGUUAGUUCGAGUGAAAAAGGACAUAACUCUUCAAGAAUAACUAAUAAUAUUGUUGGAUAUAGUAGUAGUGUCGAAAACAAAGUAAGACGAAAAAGAGAAGACGAUAUUAUAAAAGCUGAAGCCUAUACUGAUAAGGAUGGUCAUCGAAAACAUGUCGUCAAUAUGAACUGUCAAAAGAAAUCUGCAAAGUGCAUCCAGUUUCAAUGCGUGAUCUACCGCCUGGGUCGUAUGCAAGCCACAACAAUCACGGUGAAGGCUCGUCUCUGGAACGCAACCCUGGUCGAGGACUAUCCCCGAGUCAGCCACGUUAACAUUGCCUCUACAGCCUCUAUCCAUAUACCGGAGCAUUAUAAUAUACACCAGAAGACACAUGACGAUGAUUCUUUUACGGUGGUGACGGUUGCGUAUCCAGAUUUGAAGAUAAGUGAACCCUCAGACGUGCCGUUAUGGGUGAUAAUAGUUUCUGUAAUAGUAGGACUAAUAGUGCUUAUUUUACUUAUAAUCGCGUUAUGGAAACUAGGAUUUUUCAAGAGAAGUCGACCUGACCCGACCUUAUCGGGGAAUCUAGAAAAAAAUAACCACGAGUCCAGUCCAUUCAUAGGUAGAGAUAGAAACAGUAUUCGAUAGCUAAGGGCCUGUAUUUCCAUGUUGCAUGGAACAGAUGUUGAUACUCCAAAUAGUUGGAACUUUGUAUAUAGAAAUGAACUGUUGUAGAAUGAUUUGGUUCAUAGGCGAUGGUAUUGAAUAAGUAUAAUUUAAAAUAUCAUUUGACUGUGAUGUCUUCGUAGAGGAAAUAUUGUGUCUAAGUAUGUUAGGGCCCCGGCGUUUUAUGUUUUGUUGAUGUUAUGCACGAGUCACCAAUGUGAAAGGUUUAAUUGUAAUAAUUGUUUUUAUUUGCAUUUCUGUAGUGAGUAUUAUGAAUAGAGUUUUAUGAUUGUUUUAUAUAUUCGAUGAAUAUGUGCUAUACUGUAAAUACUUGCCUUAAUUAUUUAUGAUGUUUUAGGCUAAGAUCUAUUCUAUUAUCUUCAUUGAGGCUUUCAAAUAUUGUGCUGCAGUAUGUGUCCAAUUAAGCUUGCUGUCAACAGCUUUAUACCUACUAAAGGUAAACUUUCAGAGUCCUGAUUUCCUAAGUAAUUUAUGCAACUGAAUCGUAAGGGUCUGCUUUCUUACGUCGUUGAUAUUCCUGGGACACAUAACGAGAACUUUGCUUCUUCGUUUGUAACGUAUUUCUUACGUUUUAACUAAAAUUUGAGGACAUUCAAAUCAUUAGUGAACAGGAAUUAUCUAGUUAGAAUGGAUAAUUAAAAGACAAAUACAAUAUACGUCAAGAUUAACGCGCCGAAAGCUGCAGCUACGAGUGCUUUAACCUUAAAGGACCUUAAGAGCCUUUUUCAAAUAUUGAAACGCUUUCAACGUCAAAGAAAUAUGGACCUAAUUAGACUCGCAUAAAAAUUCUUAUUUUCAGUUCUGCUGAAUAUAUGUAUUUUACAAAUGUGCCAAAAGAAGCGCUGGUUGUAAAAGUGAUCACGAACAUAAGUAUUUAAACGAGAAUAUUAGUAGCAUUAUGUUACAGUGUCUCGAUACUGAGCAAUGGAGAGAGAACUCCUUGCAAUGCUGCUCGCUUGGUUUAAACCUUGCAUUAUAUGGUAAAUAAUUGCCUUAUUAUAUAAAAAAAGCGUCAGUGUCAUUUUAUCAGCAUAUCACAAGAGUAUGCGAUGGUAUUUGAAAGCCUUACUGUGUUUCAGACAUAAUAUGACUAGAUUUUUUACUAGUCAGUAAAUAAUAUUAUGACCUAUUUCUUUUUAGAUGUGUAUGUUACUUAAAAAUUAUUAAGAACUAAAAUGACUUAGAACUGAAUUACUUAAAAUGAAAAUAAAUACUUAACUGUACUUAAAAUGCUUGGAAUCUUGCAUUAUAUGUAUAUUAACUUUCAGUGGGUAAUUAUUAAAAUGUUAUUCCAGAUUAUUAAAUGGAAUAUAUACUAUGAAAUAAGUAACAAAUAUUUUAAAUAGUAACACUAUUGUUAUUUGCUAAGGAAUGUACAUAAUGUAGUAUUUAUAUUAGAUUUUUUACUUAAAUUUAUAUAAAAUCCUGUGAGCAUCGAAACAAUAAAGUUUAUAUAAACAGUACGAAAUUUAUGUAAAAUAUAUAGAAAAAUUUUGACACCAAUUCGGCGUUAUUCUAUGUUCAGUCUGCCUUUUCACCAAGGUUUAAUAGAUAUUUGUAAAAUGUUGGAAAAUCGAAAAGGUUGUUAAUCGAGGAAAUAAAACGAUUCCAUUUGUGGGCUUCACAUACACCCUUAUUAGGAUCAUUUAAAUUACGGCCUUAGUAUCAAGGGUAACUUAAAUAGCAUGAUAAAAAUAUCAUGUGAUUUAAAAAAUUCUUUAAGGAAAUGGUAGCCUGAAAUUUACCUUUAAUGAAUUAGUUUUGUUAGCUAUCGAACAAUUCAAAACGGAUUAAUCAAAAAAAUGCAAAAAUAUAUGUAUACCUACCUACUAGGGCCUAUUUUACAGGCCUUUUGUUUCUCCAGUCUGUUAGUUUAUAUUACGUUUAUAUUACGUACGUUAUAAUCUGCUUGCUACCUCUUUGGAAAUAUAAAGAAGGAGCCGGCAAUAAACUCAGCAACAACUCUUUAGCAACAUCAAAUAUUUUCAUCUUGUGGAUUUUUGGAGUGAAGUUAUAAACUAGCAGACUUUUUAAAUUAAGUUUUAAACUUAACAAUUUUGUAGUAACCUCGACUUUAAAUGUUUCCGUAAAUAUAGGUACCUAUCUACUGCCAAACUGUAUAACUUUAUGUAUCUAUGUAAUUUAAUUAAAUUAUCCAGCUAUUAUUG
Molecule: messenger RNA, 5816 nt
Organism: Pararge aegeria (speckled wood butterfly)
Lineage: Eukaryota; Metazoa; Arthropoda; Insecta; Lepidoptera; Nymphalidae
Gene: mew
Product: integrin alpha-PS1
Exons: 17
Coding region: 235-3609 (1124 amino acids)
Biological process (GO): cell adhesion mediated by integrin; integrin-mediated signaling pathway; cell-matrix adhesion
Cellular component (GO): integrin complex; external side of plasma membrane
Molecular function (GO): integrin binding
Source: RefSeq, a predicted model, not a curated record